This is a messenger RNA of Peniophora sp. CBMAI 1063, 966 nucleotides long. Lineage: Eukaryota; Fungi; Basidiomycota; Agaricomycetes; Russulales; Peniophoraceae. The record is from the annotation of a GenBank genome assembly.
AUGUUCUCCCUCCUUCGCUCAUCUCUCCUCUCCACUGCUAAGCUAUCCAGAACCAUGUCUACUACAUCUGCUCCAGAGUUGAAAUCCUUCACUUUGUCCAUGAUCCAGCUCGGACAGAUCGGCGCCGACAAGAGCGCCAACUUGGCUCAUGCGAAGGAUAUGAUUGCGCGGGCGGCUAAGGGAGAGGGAAGUGGUGCGGAGGGCAAGCCUGAUUUGAUCGUUCUACCCGAAUGCUUCAACUCUCCCUACGGCGCGCAGCACUUCCCUCAAUACGCCGAAGAGAUCGGCUUCACUGGCGCCGGGUACGACACGUCCAAGACGAAGAGCGAGAGCGUGCGCGUGCUCAGUGAGGCGGCGAAGGCUGCUGGUGUAUGGCUGCUCGGCGGCUCGAUCCCGGAACGCGACGCGUCGGAUAACCUGUAUAAUACUGCAAUGGUUUAUUCGCCUCAAGGCGAGCUCGUGAGGAUACACCGCAAGGUACACCUAUUCGACAUCGACAUCCCGGGAAAGAUCACCUUCAAGGAGAGUGAAACGCUUACUGGUGGCAAAGAGACCAACUACUUCGAUACAGAGUUUGCUCGUAUCGGCCUGGGCAUCUGCUACGACGUGCGGUUCCCCGAACUCACUAUGAUUGCUGCGCGUCAAGGUGCUCAAGUAUGCAUCUACCCCGGCGCCUUCAACACGACCACCGGUCCAUUACACUGGGAGCUCCUCCAACGCGGACGAGCCGUCGACAAUCAGAUCUUUUUCGGAAUGUGCAGUCCCGCACGAGAUCUGAGCGCCGGCUACCACGCCUGGGGCCACUCGAUGAUCGUCGACCCUAUGGGUACGAUCUUGACAGAGGCAGAUGAGAACGAGUCCAUUAUCAAAGCAAGGAUCGAUCCCGAAGUGUUCAAGUCUGCGCGCGCCGGUAUUCCCGUGACGACGCAGCGGCGGUUUGACGUGUAUCCGGACGUGAGCAAAUAG